AUGAAUUCCCAGUCCCUUUCAUUGCUGCUCCAUGCCGAUGGAGAGAAUAUGCAAAAUGACAUAGGUGUCAUUAACUCCUUUGCUGCUAAUUGGAAUAGCCUUAAUGGUGCCAUUAACUACGACGUUAAUACCCUAACUGCCAAUUCUCAACUAAAAGAGACCCUAAAUGUCUCUCAUUCUCCAUUUGGGGAAAACAUUGUUGCGGUAACUACCCAGAAUGAAACUAAAUUUCCCAAAAUGAGCAUUAACAAUGGUUGGAAGCCUAAAAAGGCACUGCAACAGAAGGUCAACCAAGACAAAGGGAAAGUAGUAAUUGAAACCAUAGUCAUUGAUGUGCCAAAUGUGGAGAGAGUACAAACCGAGGUCCCAACCACCACUCAGAUAGUUGAAUACUCUGCUCCAAAGGCUCCCCCCAUUUCUGCAAAUCUAGCUAAUGAGACUCUGAAUACCACACAACUUGUAGACAAUCUGGUAACCUCUAUAAACACAAUUGCUUCUCCACUUGCUGAUUGUAAUGUCUUAUUUCCCUUUUCCAACAAAUUUUCUGGUUUAGAAAUGGAAGAAGGACAGUUAAUUGUUGAAAUUUCUCCCCAUUAG
Ilex paraguariensis (yerba mate) is the source of this 597-nucleotide messenger RNA. Lineage: Eukaryota; Viridiplantae; Streptophyta; Magnoliopsida; Aquifoliales; Aquifoliaceae. The record is from the annotation of a GenBank genome assembly.